AUGGACACUGAGGAAACUCAUGGGGUUUUGUCAAGCAGACUUCCAACAGUGGACUCGACCAUGCAGGAAAAACCCUCAGCUGCAUCUUUGCAGGACCUGCAAGCGGCCCACUGUGUGCAGGAAGUACCAGACUGUGGAACUCCUAUCCAGUCAGCUAUUACAAGCUUCAGCUCCUACAGUCUUUGCAAUGAGGAGCCCUUCUGUAGGAUUUGCCACGAAGGCAGUAACAAUGGGGAUCUCCUGUCUCCAUGCGAGUGCUCUGGUAGUCUGGCGAUGGUGCACAGGGGUUGUCUGGAGCACUGGCUGACGGCCUCAAACACAAGUCACUGUGAACUGUGCCGCUUUGAAUUUGCCUUGGAACGCCUGCCAAAGCCACUCAGUGAGUGGCUGGAGACUCCAGCUAUGCUGCACCAGAGAAGAGCACUGUGUGGAGAUGCCAUCUGCUUGAUGUUCAUAACUCCAUUAGCAAGCCUCUCAGGCUGGCUCUGUGUCCAAGGGGCAAUGGACCUUUACUACAGCAACAGUAUGGAAGCUAUUGGACUUAUCGUUCUGACACUUGCACUAUUCACCAUCUAUCUGUUCUGGACAAUUGUCUCGUUACGCUAUCACAUUCAUCUCUUCAAUGAGUGGAAAAAGACCAAUCAAAACGUUCGGCUCCUCAUUCCACGACCAGCAAUAUUACCCUGCAGUCAGCAACACCAGCUCCUUGUUGAAAACUCAAGCAAAGAUAAAACAAAGGAGACCGUGGUUUAGCGGGACAUUCUUAUUUUUUCGCUCCAGGGAGAAUUUACAGAAUUGGAACGCAAUCUGUUCCACUCCAAUCUGCUCAAUUCUGAAAACACAACUGUAAUUAUUUGUCAUUAUUAUUUUUAAAAGUUUGAAAGCGUCCUGUUUUGUUGUCUUCUGGAUUAUAUUGUUUUCUUACAUUUCAAAACAUUCACAUGAAAAGACCUUUGAAAUUUUGGAUAUAAAACAGUUAGCUUUUCUAGGAUUUCAAAGUCAUCCUUUGAUUGUGGGCAAA
Molecule: messenger RNA, 1021 nt
Organism: Polyodon spathula (Mississippi paddlefish)
Lineage: Eukaryota; Metazoa; Chordata; Actinopteri; Acipenseriformes; Polyodontidae
Product: E3 ubiquitin-protein ligase MARCHF3-like
Exons: 4
Coding region: 1-753 (250 amino acids)
Biological process (GO): protein ubiquitination
Molecular function (GO): ubiquitin-protein transferase activity; zinc ion binding
Source: RefSeq, a predicted model, not a curated record